Parus major (Great Tit) is the source of this 2106-nucleotide messenger RNA. RefSeq lists its product as uncharacterized. NCBI's taxonomy places the organism in Eukaryota, Metazoa, Chordata, Aves, Passeriformes, Paridae. The transcript is spliced from 2 exons. The record is from RefSeq and is a predicted model, not a curated record. Bases 66 to 1070 code for a protein of 334 amino acids.
AGGGCAGCACGGUCGAGGAGUUGGCUGUUCGUGGUUCUCACUGCGUGGCUGCUGUUUUGUUGGUGAUGCAGAGAAGGGUUGAGCAGCCCUCUGCCCCUUCACCCUUCUGGGCUCUGCUGGCACGGCUGCGGGGGGAGCCCGGCAUGGGGUGGCUGCCGUGCGGUCCGGAUGGUCCAUGUGGGACCAGUGGACGGGAGGCUGGCAGCGGGGAAGGAGCUGAUAAGCCCAGCCAGGUUCCUGAAAAGCAUUCCUUGGGCCCUUGUCCCCUGAAGGCUCUGCUGUUACUGGAGGACUCGAGAGAGAGGCACUUAUGGCAAGUCUACCAUGAAGGCCUGGAAAACUUCCUUUCCUUUAGAGAAGGCAAGGCUCUGUCUGCAGUCUGGCCAAUUCCAAUUGAACAAAUUAGAGAGUUUCUGGUCACCAUGGAGUCCCAGGAUCUGCCUCCCGCAAAAAUAAUAAUGUAUAUGGAAGGACUGUCUUUCAUCUCCAGAAUGGUAGAUCAUCCUGAUCCUCUUCCAGAUCCUCUUAUCUGUUUCAGGAUGUCAAGGCUGAAACACAGGACUCGGACUCGCCACUCAAAUGAUGAAUUCUCUCCUGUAACAAUUGAAGUGUUAAGAUCUCUCCUGGGAACUCUGGAGUCUGUGUGUAGCUGUCCUUAUGAGUGUAUGCUGUUCCGUGCCAUUUUUACUGUGGCUUAUUUUGGUGUACUCCAUUUAGAAGAGAUAGUGGUAAAUCACCAAAAUAUAGUACAGCCAGAGCUCCUGUACUUGAGUGACCUCCGGCUGACAGAAGGAAGCGCAACCCUUUUUCUGCAUCCGUCUCAUGUGGGCCAACAGAGGUGUUUGAUCCAACUGAGACUUUGUCAAGAGACGUGGGUAUGCCCUGUUGAAGCUCUUCGUAUCUACAUGGCAGUGCGGCCACGAGGAGAGGGCCCUCUCUUUGUGCAUUUAAAUGGUAUGGCUGUGACAAAGAGGGAGUUCCUCACUGUUUUCUGCUCUGGUCUAAGAUUUUCUGGACUUCCUCCAAACCAGUAUGGGGUGCAUUCCUUCUGGCUGGGGAACACUAAUUAGGAGUAUUAAUAGAAUGGCAAGGUGGUGGUGAAAAUUCUGAAAAAGACAUACUUCUGUCUAUCUGUUGCACUUUCAUAGUAGAGGGUAUCUUCUGCAAUGCACACAUUUUAUACUUUAUAAAAACUAAAUUUUCAGGACUCUGUAAAGUUAGAGAGAAUGGGUGGAACAAGUAAAGGGUGACUUCACAUCUGUGGUGGUUUUGAGAAUGAAGUGGGGCUUGUGGGGCAGUGCACAUGGUGUUAAGCAUGUUUGUUCUAAUUGCAUUUUGACCUUGUAUAAUCUUAUAUUAAAUGGUGAUUUAUUUCAAAAACUUCUCUAGGUUGGUUUUUUUUUACUCCCUGGUCAAAGAUCAUUCGUUGCAGUGGUGGCACUGUAACUUGAUUCAAGCUUACAUUUUUUUUUGCUGUCUAGUGUGAUGAGAGGUAAAGCUGACAGCUGGUGAUAAUGUGACACCAGCAGUGUAGUUACUCUGUUGUCCAAAUUGCAGUUCCAUUGCAGCUGCAUGCAACCUCACCUAUUGCUGCUGCAGUCUCACUCUCAUUACAAACCUUCCCCUUGAUUCAUAGUUCAUAGUAUCCUUCACUGAUUCCUCUUGAAAGGAUGUAUCAAACCUAGAUACUGACCAAAAGUAGUCUUUAAUUGAAGCCUGAACACACCAAAGUUGACCCUACUCAGUUCAAAAGUGGCAGAGGACAUAAAGAGAUAGCUAACAUAAAUAACACUCACUCUGUAAUUGAUGCACUUGUUAGACUUUUAACACAGGUUAAAUGACUAGUGCCUGAGAAGCAUCAUUAUAACAGGGUUGAGUGUCACCUUUCAUACAUAAGGAUGCUUGAAGAAAUAGCAUCCUCUGUAGUGCUUUGCAGCUGUGUGUUGAGGACACUACUGGACAAGCUGACUAGAUGUUCAGAAAACAGCCAGCAUCAUACUGCAUUGUUCAGUCCUCUAGCUAGUUUCCAAGAGGAUCUUUAGUUAGAAGAAGCUCCCUCUGCAGAAACAGCUGUGAUAGUAGACAACAAUCUGUUGAUUCCCUGGC